AUGAUCGUGUCCAUCAGUCCUUCGGGACCAUUUCUGCAAAGGUUCACUAACUAUGUAGACUUAGUUUGGUUUGGUAGCUACCGAGAAGCGGCCUUCCAAGUUCCGGACGGUAACACCAUCAGUGAAAUUAUCAUUGGGUAUGCUCCAGGGAUGCGAGCUUUUAUAGCUGGAUCAAACACCCAUCUUGAGUCCUUAGACAUUUCAAAAUGUUCAUUGGAUCGUGUGCCGCAGACCCUUCCUAAGAUGACCAAGUUGAAAUUUCUUUCAAUAACCCAAUGCAAAAUAACGGUACUCCGGUUGGAUAUGUUGGCAGACAAUCAGUAUCUGAAAAACCUGGAUCUGUCCUACAAUCAAAUACAGCAACUGCUCCCAGUCACUGGACGACCCGCGAGGAUGUUAAGUAUUGAAACACUGACACUUACAGGCAAUCUACUACAAAAUCUUGAUUUGGCUUUAUUCGUAGCCAUGCCACAAUUAUUGAAUCUCAAUGUUUUGAAGAAUUUGAUUGUUAGUUUGGAUGUGUCAGCACCCAUCGCGCUUCCAAAUCUUUCCGGCUUGUACCUCGGAUACAACAAGCUCGUAUCACUCGACCUAAGAAACUUGACCCUUCCUAAACUCGAAACAUUCUCGUUCGGCCCCAACGCUCUCACACGGAUGCCGAUUCUUCCAAAACCACUGCCUAAACUUAAUUACCUAUCACUCUCUGCAAACAAUCUAACCCAGCUAGACAUGAGUUAUUUCCGACCAUACCCAAACCUGCAAAAAAUAUUGUUAUCUUCGAAUCAAAUCACCACUGUGCGAGCUUCCUCUCCUGUGCGACUACCGGUCGAUUAUCUUGAAUUGAGUAAUAACAAAAUCACUACGUUCAACAUCACCGGAUGGGACAUGCCUAACAUAACAUUGCUGAACCUUGAUGGUAAUCAGCUUUCGGUGGUUCCUUCUGUUAUUGAGCGAUAUCCAAAAGUUUACCUGUUUAUGAAUCGGAACCCAGUUUUGUGCGACGCUCUGCUGCCUUUUAAGGAUAGGCUAAAGAAUUAUCAACUCCAGAAAGAUCCGUGGCCUUUGUCAAAGGCAUGUACGACCAUAUCAUCAUUUACAGUUGAUGAAACAAUGAAGAUUUGCUGUGACCAGUGA
Anopheles coluzzii is the source of this 1134-nucleotide messenger RNA. Its product is annotated as leucine-rich repeat-containing protein 15-like. The transcript has a single exon. Gene Ontology annotation, molecular function: protein binding. Bases 1 to 1134 code for a protein of 377 amino acids. The record is from RefSeq and is a predicted model, not a curated record. NCBI's taxonomy places the organism in Eukaryota, Metazoa, Arthropoda, Insecta, Diptera, Culicidae. Gene Ontology annotation, cellular component: extracellular matrix.